Homarus americanus (American lobster) is the source of this 1806-nucleotide messenger RNA. RefSeq names its product transcription factor E4F1-like. Lineage: Eukaryota; Metazoa; Arthropoda; Malacostraca; Decapoda; Nephropidae. Bases 184 to 1806 code for a protein of 540 amino acids. The transcript is spliced from 5 exons. The record is from RefSeq and is a predicted model, not a curated record.
UCUAUCAUAUCUCCCCGCACUCUUCGUCUUUCUAGGGAAUGAAAGUUUAGUUUCUUUAACCUAUCUUGACACUCUCCUGCAGAUCGACACACCCUGCGUAUACACCUGACCUCCGUACAUAAGCCCAAGACAAUACCCUGCACGUUCGACGGCUGCGGAAAACUCUUCUCCACGACUGGCCUCAUGACCUCUCACUAUAGGUACCACUUAAAGCAUAGGUUCACCUGUGUAGAAUGUGGACAAACGUUUAGUACAGAGUCGUAUAUGUACAAGCAUAGAGACACCCACUCAGGUAUCCGUCCCUACGUGUGUACUGACUGCGGCAAGACGUAUCUCAGCACAUCUCACCUCAAUAAGCACCGCAGGGCAGCACAUUCCACCCUGAGGCCGUACCAGUGUUCUUACUGUGGCAAGUGUUACAAGGGCAAAGAUCAGCUGACUUACCAUGAGAACAGCCAUAGGGGCGAGAAACCAUAUCAGUGUAGCGUGUGCGGUUAUGCCACGGCGUACAGACACACAUAUUACGUACACAAGAAAAAACACUUGAAACCCUCGCUCGGAGAUCAGAACGCCAAUCAGGACGACGGGUUGAGCAGCGUCGUGAAAGACCGUAAGCCAAUCAGGAAACAGGCGGAGGGAGAUGGCGACGCUACCAAGACGUCGACUCUACGUAAGGUUAAAAGUAGAGUUACAGUUUCCACCAAUAAGAAGCAGUUAGGUAAAGUCGUUGAAUGUCAGGUGGAGUCUGUGCCGACGGUUGUUAGUCAGUGUACGAGCGUUGGAGGGAGUAAGGACGGUAACGAGUCGUCGUUUGCGUCCAGUUCGCUGCCUCUGAGCGUCAUCUACGUCGUGUCAGCAGGAGGAGGCGUCAACGGGGUGGUUCAGCAACAGCAGUUAACUCUCCCGGUUAAAGACGGUUCCAACGCCAUCUUAAUACAGUCUGGUGGUGACGGUCAGGAUGUUUCUCUUCCCAGCUGCGUCCAGUCUGGGUCUAACCACCAGACGCUAGUUCACCCCCAGGACGGUACUCACCAGACGCUCGUUCACCCCCAGGACGGUACUCACCAGACGCUCGUUAACCACCAGGACGGUACUCACCAGACGCUCGUUCACCCCCAGGACGGUACUCACCAGACGCUCGUUCACCCCCAGGACGGUACUCACCAGACGCUCGUUAACCACCAGGACGGUACUCACCAGGCCUUCGUUCACCCCCAGGGUGGUACUCACCAGGCUUCGUUCACCCCAGGGCGGUACUCACCGGCCUUCGUUCACCCCCAGGACGGUACUCACCAGACGCUCGUUCACCCCCAGGACGGUACUCACCAGACACUCGUUAACCACCAGGACGGUACUCACCAGACGCUCGUUCACCCCCAAGACGGUACUCAACAGAUGCUCGUUCACCCCCAAGUCGUUAAAACUACCUUCCCAACCAAUAACCUACUGGAGAAUAAUCGUUUAGAAUCGUUCAAGCCGUCGGAUAAAGACGUCAACGCAUCGUCCGAGAAGCAAGAAUCGUGUAUUUUUCUGUCAAGUACCGGUAAGUGCGCCGUGCCGUCAUGUGACAGCCGCGACGACUCUCUCAUGCUCUUGAAGGUCAGCGAUAACUCCUACGUCGGCAUCUGCGGCCAUCACGCGUUCACAGAGGGUUCGGGGGACGGCCUCAGACAACUAGGGGCCAUCGACGUACAGCCUCUGGCCGCGGUGAACGUACAGACGGAAUACGACGUCAAGACCCUACACCUAGUGACCCCGGGGAGUACCGAAUUAUCCACCAGACGGACGAUAUGGUCACCACGAUAA